AUGCUUGGGAGCUUGCCAGUAUGGACUUCAAGCGAAGUAAUUAAGUUACACCUACCUGAAGCCUUUAGAGGGCGAUUUGAAAAUGUAAGGUGCAUCAUAGACUGCACAGAGGUUAAGUGUGAAAAACCCCAAGAUCUUCAGAAGCAAAGUGAAUUUUAUUCUGAGUACAAAGCACACAAUACUUAUAAGGGAUUGGUAGGCAUAUCUCCUAAUGUUUGGGUUACAUUUGUAAGCAACCUGUAUGGAGGUAGCAUAUCUGACAGAGAAAUUGUGGAGAAAAGUCACUUUAUUGAUCUGUUAGAACACCCUGAUGUAAUUAUGGCAGAUCGUGGCUUUGAGAUACAGGAUAUUUUAGCAACCAAACAAGUGAGACUGUUCAUCCCACCAAAGAGGCAGUCCAAAAUGGAUCAGUUUUCAAAAGAGGAUUGCUUUGAGACAAUGAGAAUUGCUAAUGUUAGAAUACACAUAGAGCGUGCAAUUAGGCGGGUAAAGGGAUGGCACAUUUUUGACCAAGUACUACCUUUAAGCAUGAAUGGUGUAGUUAAUCAGAUUUGGACUGUAUGUUGUCUGCUAGUAAACUGGCAAAAACCUGCCCUUACAUGCUAA
This is a messenger RNA of Paramuricea clavata, 606 nucleotides long. The record is from the annotation of a GenBank genome assembly. NCBI's taxonomy places the organism in Eukaryota, Metazoa, Cnidaria, Anthozoa, Malacalcyonacea, Plexauridae.